AUGCAAAAUAUAUCAUAUUAUUUCGACUUUGACCCUCCAUACAUCCGUCCAGAGCCAGAGCUUUCACCAUUGUUUGAGCACGAGCUCGAACAAACAUUUAUUGUUUCCGGAACAGAUCCAAUGAUGAUCUUUGAUGAAAAUCAUUCUGCGGAAUCCACAAAUGUUGCCAAGAAAUUACUCCCUCGUGCAUCCAAAUCGCCUCUAUCGGCUACAAAACUUCAAGAUUUGUAG
Molecule: messenger RNA, 231 nt
Organism: Trichomonas vaginalis G3
Lineage: Eukaryota; Parabasalia; Trichomonadida; Trichomonadidae
Product: gene silencing by RNA
Exons: 1
Coding region: 1-231 (76 amino acids)
Source: RefSeq, a predicted model, not a curated record